UCAUUUAUCUGAGUGCCUAGGUGGAGCCACUGGCAUUGCAGCAAUUUAACUGUGCUCAGAAAGGGAUGGGAAAAAAUCCUGAUGUCUGCAUAGACAAGAAGGAGUUAAUGCUUGUCGAGCAUUAUUCUUAUACAAAUUAAGUCCAGAGCACAGCAGCAGCCUCACCAGCAGGAGCAGAUGCUAGGCAGUGAUGCAACCUGUGUUAUUUACUUAGGCCUCUGUAGUGACCUCAGUGGCUUGCAGACAAAGGACACACAUAUCUGGAGGAACGUUUAGAAGCCAUGAUGCGUCGGUCCCUCGAACGCAGCCAGCAGCUGGAACAGAAGCAGAAGCGAUGGUCGUGGGGAGGAGCACUGGCUGCAGGCUCAGGAGGCAGAGAUGGUGAAUCAGAAAAUACCCCACCCCCUGUUCUAGGUUUAGCUGCCAACACCCUUCCUCCAGACCCUGUGACCUCUACUGCUCCUGCUGAUUCCUUCAAUGCAUGUGACAAACUUUCAGCUUCUACAAUGAAUCUGCCAAAGCAAAUGGAAUCUCCAAUCAGUAAGCGUCUCUCCUCCUCCACCGCGGCCAUAACACAUUCCCCCGACAGAGCUCACCGCAUGCAUCUUAGUCCAAUGGAAAACUUUCUUGUUUCUCGACUGCUGACUCCCACACAGUCAUCUUUAGCCAGAAGCAGGAGUACAUUAAUGCUUUCUGAGCAGUACAAUACUCCAGUAUUCCAUAUCUGUCCUCGUGUAGCACCAGCUAGUCCUCUUAAAUCUCCCUACAAGCCUUCCCCCACCCGAAGCACUGACAGGAAGAAGGCAACUUCACCCUCCACUUCCAAUGCCAUGAAAGGGGCACCUGCAGCUGAAGUUACUCAGACUGAGAAGAUAAAGAAAGAGAAGCGACCUGCAACACCUGGUUCAUCAUCUGGUAUGGGAUCUCCUCUAAGAAGGUCUGAUUCUCCUGCUGCCAUGUCCAGAAGAUCUGCAUCACCUGCAACACCUAAGACAGCUGCAAAGACUUAUCCUCAGUCUCCUAAAAACACCAAACAGUAUCCAGCUUCUCCUGUGAAGCAUCGUGCCACUUCUAAUCUCAACCAGGAAACUCCUAAAAAGAAAGCAGACAAGGAGAAAGAAAAUGUCAGUCAACAAAAGUCCCCAGGAGCACGCACUGAUGAGGCAGGCCAGGUGGCUCCUGAGAAGCAUGUGCCUUCUGUUGGAAAGACUGAGAAUAGUGAAGGGAAGAUCACAGCAGGAACAACUGAUGCAGAAGAAGCCUCAAAGAUUCUAGCUGAGAAAAGGCGACAGGCUCGCCUGCAAAAGGAACAAGAAGAAAGGGAAAGACAGGAAAGAGAAGAACGGGAGAGGCUUGAAAGAGAAGAACAGAAAAGAAAGGCAGAAGAAGAAAGACUUCGUCUGGAAGAAGAAGCUCGUAAGAAGGAGGAGGAAAGAAAACGUGAAGAAGAAGCAGCUAGAAAAAAGGCAGAAGAGGAAGCCAGGAGAAGAGCUGAGGAAGAGCAAAUGCUAAAGGAAAAGCAAGAAAAAGAGCUCCAGGCCAAACUUGAGAAACAGAAGGAAGAAGCAGAAAUGAAAGCCCGUGAGGCAGCUGAACAGCUUCGGCUUGAAAGGGAACAAAUCAUGCAGCAAAUUGAGCAAGAAAGACUGGAGCGGAAGAAGAGAAUAGAUGAAAUAAUGAAGAGAACAAGGAAGAGUGAAACACCAGAAAUAAAGAAGGAAGAGCCAAAACUGGAGAUACCAUCAACCUUGAAUGUGGAAAAGCAACCAAAGGCCCUUGUGCUCAACCAGCCAGAGAUCAAUGGAUUGGCAACCUGCCUGAAAAAUAAAAGCUUAGAAAGUGCUGCCUCUGUAAUCCCUUCCCAAGAUGUAGUUGCUAAUGGACUAAAGUCAGUUUCAGGACUUAUUCAGCUGGAAACUGUUGAUGGGAAAUCUAACAGCAUGGAAGAUUCAACAGAUGAGGUUCAGUCCAUGGAUGUGAGCCCAGUUUCAAAAGAAGAGCUUAUCUCUAUCCCUGAAUAUUCACCCAUGAAUGAACUCAUGCCUGGUGUUUCUUUGGACCAAAAUGGGACAAGUAAUGCCAAGGCUCUUGAAGACCUCUUGGAUUUCACAGGCCAAGCUACCUACUCCAAGAUGUCCAGUGAUACCAUUAGCCUAGAUGACUGUAACAAAAACUUGAUUGAAGGAUUUAACAGUCCAGGACAGGAAAAUACACUUAAUUCUAUCUGUUGACAGCCUUGCUUUUCAGCAGAACAGAUACAGAGGUAACAAUUUGUGGAGGAUAUAUAUCCCUGUGAUGCUACUGGCAUUAAAAUAUGAGCUUGUCACUUGAAAAAGCUUCUGCAGUCCUUGAACACUGGAUUUUCAAUAAUCAGAGCUGAAUAUAACCUGUCUUCCCAGGGAAUAUGUUGAAUAACUGACUGCUUUUGGUAGAAACCAAUGAUCUAGAGCCUUGAUGCUUUCAGGGAAGAUGGAGUGUGCAUUAGAAUUUGAGCUUUAGCUGCUAAUAAAGCACUUAAUUCUUCUUUUAAUUUAAAAUUCAUCUCAACACUUCACUGUGAUUUUUACCUGUGCAUUUGAUUUUGAAAUAAUUAUUCCCUAAGCUUUAUCACACAUCAUUAAGACAUCUUUUUCUUGUAAAUAAUGAUGGGGUUUGCCUACAGUGCAUUGAAACAAAAUAAUAUACUGUACUUUAGUUUUGUGCCUAUCUUUUUUUGUCUUUAAUAAGAAGUUACUGGCAACUCUUUUGAGGUGUAUAAUUCAAAACUGUAGCUGAAAAGGCUUGAAAAAAAU
Messenger RNA from Acanthisitta chloris (rifleman), 2792 nucleotides. It is a transcript of the gene MAP7D2, whose product is annotated as MAP7 domain containing 2. The record is from RefSeq and is a predicted model, not a curated record. The transcript is spliced from 16 exons. The coding region runs from base 282 to 2231 and encodes 649 amino acids. Lineage: Eukaryota; Metazoa; Chordata; Aves; Passeriformes; Acanthisittidae. Gene Ontology annotation, cellular component: microtubule cytoskeleton. Gene Ontology annotation, biological process: microtubule cytoskeleton organization.